UUCAGCACUUUAUUUUAAAAGAAAAAAUCACCAACUCUUUCUCUUGUUCUCUCUGUCUCUUUGGUGCGACUGUUUCAUUUGCAAAGUUCUUUUUUUUUUUUUUUAAUCUUUUCCUUUUAAAAUCAUAUCCUAGAAAAGAUUUUGAUCACCACCAUCAUGGCUAUGGUGGUGCUUACGGCUCUGCUAGUGGUAUUCCUAAGUUUGUUUAUGACAGUUGCUUAUAACACUCUCUCAUGCUAUUGGUUAACUCCAAGACGCAUCAAGAAAUUCAUGGAGAGGCAAGGAGUGCGUGGUCCGAAACCAAGACUUUUCAUCGGCAACAUGUUGGAAUUGGCUGCUAUGGUUUCCAAAUCCACAUCCCAUGACAUGAACACAAUCAGCCAUGACAUAGUUGGUCGUCUUCUUCCUCAUUUUGUUGCCUGGUCCAAACAAUAUGGGAAAAGGUUUAUAUAUUGGCACGGCAUAAUCGAACCAAGGAUGUGUCUGACAGAGAUAGAAUUGAUAAAAGAACUCUUGUUUAAGCACAGCAGCAUAUCCGGUAAAUCAUGGCUGCAACAAGAAGGGUGUAAACAUUUUAUAGGCCGCGGAUUGUUAAUGGCAAACGGCAAAGAUUGGCACCACCAGCGUCAUAUUGUUGCCCCUGCAUUUAUGGGAGACAAACUCAAGAGCUAUGCGGGAUACAUGGUGGAAUGCACUACAGAGAUGCUCCAAUCACUGAAAAAGGAGGUAGAAUUGGGAAGAACCGAGUUCGAAAUAGGCGAGUACAUGACCAGACUCACCGCCGAUAUCAUAUCCCGAACAGAGUUCGACAGCUGCUACGAAAAGGGGAAGAAAAUAUUCAAUCUUCUUACCGAUUUGCAGCAUCAAUGUGCCAAAGCAAGUCGAUAUUUUUGCUUUCCCGGAAGCCGGUUCCUUCCGAGCAAAUAUAACAUUGAAAUAAAGAAAAUGAAAGUACAAGUGGAGAAACUGUUAAUGGAGAUAAUACAGAGCAGAAAAGAUUGUGCAGAGGUAGGAAGAAGCAGCUCAUAUGGCAAUGAUCUACUAGGCAUGCUUUUAAAUGAAAUGAAAGAGAAAAAAGAAAAUGGGUUCAGCUUAAAUUUGCAGCUAAUAAUGGAUGAAUGUAAAACAUUCUUCUUUGCUGGACAUGAAACGACAGCGCUUUUGCUCACCUGGACUGUAAUGUUACUUGCUAGCAAUCCCUCAUGGCAAGAAAAGGUUAGAGCAGAGGUUAAGCAGGUCUGCAAUGGACAAACUCCUUCAGUUGAUCAUCUUUCCAAGUUCACCUUGUUAAAUAUGGUAAUAAACGAAUCAAUGAGGCUAUAUCCACCGGCUAGUGUUCUGCCUAGAAUGGCCUUUGAAGAUAUCAAAUUAGGUGACCUCCACAUCCCCAAGGGCCUAUCAAUUUGGAUCCCAGUGCUUGCAAUUCAUCAUAGUGAAGAAUUAUGGGGAAAAGAUGCUAAUGAGUUUAACCCGGACAGGUUUGCAUCCAAAUCAUUCGUUCCCGGCCGGUUCAUCCCUUUCGCCGCCGGUCCACGAAAUUGUGUUGGUCAAUCUUUUGCCAUGAUGGAAGCCAAAAUCAUAUUGGCCAUGUUGAUCUCCCGGUUCAGCUUCAACAUUUCUGACAAUUAUCGCCAUGCCCCGGUCCUUGUUCUUACUAUCAAACCAAAAUAUGGGGUUCAAGUAUGUUUGAGGUCCAUAGAGGCUUAAAGUAGAAUGAGCACAGAGGAUUUUUGAGCUCUUAUAGAGUUGGUGAUUUUUGAGAGAGGGAGAAAUUGGGGAGUUUUGGUAAAUUUAAUUACCUUUACUAAUUGUUGUUAAUUUUUUUUAUUAAAUUAUAUUAUAUAUAGUGAAGAGAUAGGGAUGGAAAUGGUGCUUUGUAAGGAUUAAACAAAAGGAAUAAAUAUUAUUAAUAAAAAGUGAAUGCAACACAGUUUUUUUUUUUUCUAAAAC
Molecule: messenger RNA, 1950 nt
Organism: Ziziphus jujuba (common jujube)
Lineage: Eukaryota; Viridiplantae; Streptophyta; Magnoliopsida; Rosales; Rhamnaceae
Product: cytokinin hydroxylase
Exons: 5
Coding region: 157-1707 (516 amino acids)
Molecular function (GO): monooxygenase activity; iron ion binding; oxidoreductase activity, acting on paired donors, with incorporation or reduction of molecular oxygen
Source: RefSeq, a predicted model, not a curated record